Messenger RNA from Aspergillus calidoustus, 2760 nucleotides. NCBI's taxonomy places the organism in Eukaryota, Fungi, Ascomycota, Eurotiomycetes, Eurotiales, Aspergillaceae. The record is from the annotation of a GenBank genome assembly.
AUGGGAGACCCCAUUUCGGUAGCUGCGAGCGCUGCCGGCAUUAUCGCCCUCGGUCUGGAGAGCUGCCGACUGAUCGUCAAGUAUUGCGAUAACUGGCGAGGAUUUGACAGCGACAUCAGCAAUGUCAGACUCAAGGCUUCCGGACUGCACUCGACACUCACCCUUAUCGAAACGCUGCUGAGCCAGAACACCACAGUUCUUCCAGCCAUCGCAGCGGAUAUCAAAGCCAAAGUUGCUGAAAAUGAGGAAUGGAUUAAAGAGGUACACAGCGCCGUCACCAAAUGGCAGAGUACGACGCCAACCUCUGGCCUUGGCGACAAGGUACGAGCAGCGGGCAAGAAGAUCGCUUAUCCAUUUCGAAGGGAGGCGCUGCUUGAUACCAUCAAGGUGCUUGAGGGGCUGCAGAUGAACCUGCAUACCGCACUAUUGGUACUGCAACUUCAGCAAACAUCGGUCCUCGCCAAACGAACAGAGUUGAUACAGACAGUACAUUCGGUCAGCUCCACGACACUGUCAAUACUUCAGUCGCACCACCCUGAUUCACCCUGGCCGGAGCCAGCGAUGCAAAACUGUUCGGGCCCCUCACACCGUGUCUGCCUUCCAUCUCCUGUUAGCCAGCCAGCCACGGUGGCGGCUACUGGGAUUCACAGACGACACAAACGAUGCUUCUGUUUGGGGAUACCUGGCUUGAUACAAUCGCACCACCGCACAUGUCCGCUUUAUAACCCAAGAGCCAAUACCCGAACAGCAAGGGUUGCACUUUCUAGUCAAUGGCUCGGUAUCUCGAUUGAGGUAUCCUUCUCAUUCUAUCGAUGGGCGAACAGCCUAACAAUUAGCCCGACGCUUCGAUACCACCCAAUUGUGUCAUUAAACUCGCCCGCCUUUCAGACUGUAUCACAGAGGCCACUACCAGGCUCUAGGUUAGAGGAAGUAGCGUCGUUUUAUGAAACGGCUAUCCAAGAGCUGCGCCAGCUUUUCCUUGACGGUAAAGCCAGCCCUUUCGACAGAACUCCUAGCGGCGCCACACUAUUGCAUCACGCAUGUGGACAGUUUCAGGGUUUCUGGGGAGAAUUUGAUGAUUGCUACCAUGUGAGCCGUUUCCAGCUGGUGCAGUUCCUGGUAGAAGCUGGAUGCCCCGUAAAUGAAACGGCCCAAAUAUUUAAUUUUGAUGGCAAGGUCGUCGGCCGGCAAACCCCGAUGACCAGACUCAUCAGUCAUAGAGUGGGUGGGAAGGUUGUGUCCAAGUUUAUGGAUCUUGGGGCAGUGGUGACAAACGAUGAGCUGAUUCGAUAUGAUAUGUUACUUAUGUUGAAGGAAGCAUUUACCCAGAACGAAGAAGGAUUUCUUGUCUCUGACCCUGUUCAGGCGGUCCUCAUGCGGUCUGAAGUUGGACUAAAGGACCUGAUAACAGCCACACAAAGAGCGCUGUCCAAGGACAAUCGGAAGGCAUUUUCCGAUGGAUUCAAUCUACUUUCAAUAGCCUUGAGCUGGCCAGAGGCGUUCUGUGCUUUGUUGGAAUUCUAUCCCAAUCUUACUAGGGCCGAGCGAACCGGACUCUUGUCAGCUGCCAUAAGGUACAACGUCUUCUACGCCGUUGAGGCACUACUGGAUCUGGGCGCUCCAAUCCCUGCGUACAGCUUUGCCCUUUGCGGAUCAGAGGCAAUGGAGGGGCUAAUCAUGGAUAUAUUCAUUUCUAGACGGCGCAGCUUGCUUGAGCUUGCUAAAAACUCUCUACCAAGGCGAGUCCAAAAUGAACUUGGCCUGCGGGAUACGUGUCUGCCUGAUGCAAAUGCAGAGGCCGUUUUCCUCGCGGUUAAAGAGCGCAAUCCGUCCAUUGAUCCUUCCCUUGCACCUGCGGACAAUCGCCCGGUCUUCCAUCACGGCUUGAAAAUCGAACAAAUGGACCAUUUAUACAAUUCUGGGUUCCGUGACGUCAAUGCGCCUGACGAAAAUGGCUCGCAAGCCGCCCUGAAAAUAACCAUCCCAUGGGAAGGAUGUGCACUAUGGAAUAUCACUGCCAUGCAGUACACUAUCAGCAGAUCUCUGUGGUUCUUUGAGAAGGGUGUGGCAAGGGACACUGAGGCUGGCUCCGGUCAAACAUAUUUUCAUAUUAUUGCAGUCAAAAUUAUUGCUGCAUUGGAGUUUGAUAUCGCCGACUUCAGCCAUCGUGCGAUAGACAUAAUCCCCAAUAUUCUGACCUCUCUCCCUCAAGCUCAUCGAAACUUCCUUCUCAAACACAUCCUCACUUCAAGUUGCUGGGAUUCGUGCGCCUGUGCCUGCUCCGCCGCAGGAUGUACUCCAUUGAAUGUUGCUCUUUGCUGCGUUCUGGAAUCCGACAGUGAGUGGACUGAAGACAUUGUCCCUGCCAUCCUAAAAGCCUUUAUUACUGAGAUGCAAGGUACGACAGGGUGUGGGGAUGAGGUGAUUCGACUACUCACAUUUGAAGACCUCUCUCUUACACAUACAUGUUGCCACCUGUAUAGGGACAAAUGUAUAUCUGUCAAAGUGGAAUCAUUUGACGAGGGGGAUGCCACAGAGAUUCACGACGAGGAGCGGAUUCUCAUCGAGGAGUUUGAGAUCUUGGUGGAGCAGCUACAAAAGGAGUACGAAACAGUGGGCAUUCCGCUCUGGGAAUUCAUCCAGACACACUGGUGUGCGCGCGUGAGAGAGUACCUGGUUGAGAAUGAGGAGGUCAUUAUACCAGACUUGCUUUGCGUUGCUCUUGCGAGAAAGGUCGUUGAAGAAUGCUCACGGCACUAG